AUGGACGGACUCCUUCGUGCAAUUAUUGUGUUAUUGCUCACUUCAUCGAUACAUGCUACUUGUUCAACUGAUGGAGAAAUUGUACUGAUGGCUAGUGGGGAUGACAGUAUGGCUAUUGUUAUUGAAGCCGAUUGUACUCAUGACUUGAUAGACGUACAAAAGGAGGAACUUACGGCUAGCACGAUGGGAAUUACAAAAGUCCUGAGUGCUCCGAACAUACCCACAAUUGACUUAUCAUUGAACAAUAUUUCGUCUGUGGCCGUCGCGAACUUAACGACUUUAAGUAAAUUGACAUUAACAUCAAACAAACUCACAAGUUUCAAAGAUUUGGAAGUUCCUGAGUCUCUCAUGUAUUUGGAUGUUAGUUGGAAUUCCAUCACAUCCUUCGAUGGCAUGGCAUUACCAGAUACAAUGACUCAAUUAUUUCUUGGUGGAAAUCCCAUUACAUCUGUAACAGACGUCACAUUUCCAUCAUCAUUAACGCUUUUGUAUAUUCACAAUCUUGAAAUGGCAACAUUAGAAGGUGCUACGUUUCCUGAUUCAAUCGAGUACUUAUCUCUUGUUCAAUCUGGUUUAUCAACUUUGGAUGGAGUUCGAUUUCCAACGAAUUUACAUUACAUAGACUUUUCAUUCAACUUAAUCACAUCAUUACCAACUGGUCUUCCAUCUACAGUCGUUCAAAUCACUGCAACAAACAACGAAAUUACACAAUUAACUGCUUAUUCAUUUCCAUCAAGUAUCACUUCUCUCAAUUUCUCAGGAAAUCCAAUUAAAUUGAUUCGUGGUGUAUCUUUUCCAAUGGCUUUAACAAAAUUGGAUCUUGGAACACAUGAAAUUACAAGUUUUGAAAUUUCACGUUCGGAUUAUUCAACAAUGAAAGAUUUGGAUCUUCUUGUUGCAAAUGUCGUUCAAACAACUUGUUCAACGUCUGGUGCUGAACUUGUAGCUGUUUCGGGAUCAAGUAUUUGUGUUAUUUCAGAUGAAUUAUUUGAAAGUACAUAUGGUGAUGCAUUAUCCAAAAGUACUGUCACAGCUCCUGUUCCAAGUAGUAAUGGUAGUUCAACAGUUUUAAUUGUUGUGAUUUGUCUUGCUGUGGUCUUAGCUGCAGCACUUGCAGCAUUUGCAUAUCGAUCAUAUCGUGUACGACAAAGCAAGGAAAGUUCCAUUCGAUUAGAUGGUAAUAACUUUUUCAAUAAUACGAUCUUGGAUACAGCAUCACCACCUGGACAACAUCAUAAUCAUGAAAUCCAAGAUUCGAAUUCAUUUCAUUCAGUUUUUAAUGGUAAAAUGACGAUGAUGGGAGGUACAGCAAUGGAAUCAGCUUUAAUUAAAUAUCGUGUACCUGCAAGUGAAGUUCAUCUUGAACGAUCAAUUGCAAAAGGUGGAUAUGGAAUUGUUUAUCUUGCAUCAUAUCAAAAUCGUUCAAUUGUUGUGAAAAAGAUUUUACCCGAAAAAGCUGCUGAUGAUCGAAAUCUUCGUGCAUUUAUUGAAGAGAUUAAACUCAUUUCAUCAUUAUCUCAUUCCAAGAUUGUACGUUUUAUUGGAGUAAGUUGGAAUAUGUUAUCAGAUAUGGCUGUCUUGAUGGAAUAUAUGCCAAAUGGAGAUCUCGAUAUGUUAUUAAAACAACAACAUGAACGUCAAGAAUUAUAUCCAAAAGAAUUUGAUUGGUAUCAAAAUUCUUCUGUCUUACCAGCUAAAGCUUCUAUUGCUUUAGAUGUUUUAGAAGCAAUUGUUUACUUACAUUCAUUUCCAUCUCCAAUUAUCCAUCGUGAUCUCAAGUCAAAGAAUGUACUUUUAAGUUCAUCAUAUGAAGCAAAAUUAAGUGAUUUUGGAAUAAGUCGUGAAUGGCAAGUUGAUGCUACAAUGACAGCAGGAAUUGGAACAAUGGCUUGGAUUGCACCUGAAGUUUUACGUGGUGAACGAUACACUGAAAUGGCAGAUAUUUACUCCUUUGGAGUGAUUUUAUCUGAACUUGCAACGUGUAUUAAACCAUUUGAUGGAGUGACAAAUGCUUUGAUUGUAUUGAAAGUUACAAGUGAAGAAAAACCAGAUUUGGGAACAAAAUGUCCUGAAGAUAUUCGAGAAUUAGCUGAAAGAUGUUUAAGUUUUCACGCUAGUGAUCGUCCAAGUGCUAGUGUCGCACAUUACGAAUUGCGUACACUAUUGAAGCUUCAUUCAGCGUUUGAACUCUAG
Plasmopara halstedii is the source of this 2193-nucleotide messenger RNA. RefSeq names its product tkl protein kinase. The coding region runs from base 1 to 2193 and encodes 730 amino acids. The record is from RefSeq and is a predicted model, not a curated record. Gene Ontology annotation, molecular function: protein kinase activity; ATP binding. The transcript has 4 exons. Gene Ontology annotation, biological process: protein phosphorylation. Lineage: Eukaryota; Oomycota; Peronosporomycetes; Peronosporales; Peronosporaceae.